UCUCAAGUCUUAACUGGAUUUUGUAUAUCCUUCAAACUCCAAAUAACCAACGGCAUAUUCCAACCAUAUAUUAACAAAAAAAAACACCCCCUACUCUUCACCAAGUCUCCUCUCUUCUUCGAUCUCUUCCCUUUUAGAUUUCAAAAUCCUUCACACCCCAUUUUCCAUAUUCAUAUUCUCACCAAACCCACUUCUUCCUCUCUUUUUUUUCUUCAAUUUUUGAUGUUAAAGGCCACUCCUUUCUUCUUAUCAUGAUUAAAUGUUCCUUUGAAUUCUUGUACCCUUGAAUUCCGAGACAAUCUCUACCAAAUCGUAUGAUCUAACAAGAAAAUCCAAGUCAAAAUCACACCCAGAUUUUCCUUUCCUCUGAAAUACAGGAAAGUGAAGAUAAUCUAUCUUGUCAUUUCUAUUUGAGUCUCUUUCACUGAAUUUGUUGCCAUCUUUACCAUAAUCUCCAAAAGCCGUAUCUUAAAAUUCUCUUUAUAUCUCUUAGAUCACAAGAUCACUUCAAAUUUCUCAUUCUCGAUAAAGUUUCACUCUUUUCUGUUCUAGGAAAGAGAAGUUUCUAUCUUUUAAGUCAGAGAUGGUGGUGAAGAUGAUGAGGUGGCCACCAUGGCCACCUCUGUCAUCGAGAAAAUUUGAGGCCAAAUUGAUCGUUCACAAACUGCAAGGCCUAGAUUUGGUACAAGAUGAAGAGCAAAACAGUGAUGAGAGCAGGAAGGGCUUGGUGGUUGAGAUAAAGUGGAAAGGUCAGAAGGGUAUUGCUUUUAGGAGGUCUGUAAAGCGGAAUUUUACCGAGGAAGGAGGGUUCGAAGGUGAUGGGUUUCAAUGGAAUGAAGAGUUUAGAAGUGUGUGUAAUCUUUCUGGAAAUAAAGAUGGUGUCUUUCUUCCUUGGGAAAUUGCCUUUGCAGUUUUCAGUGGCUUGAACCAAGGGCCAAGGAGUAAGGUUCUUUUAGUUGGAACCGCUACAUUAAACCUCUCGGAAUAUGCUUCAACAGCUAAGGAGAAAGAAGCUGAAAUUGCUGUUCCUUUAACAGUUCACAAUGGCACCGUUGAGGGCACUCCCUUGCUUCAUUUGUCUCUCAGGUUGAUGGAAUUGAAAACUAUUCGAGAACCUCUACAAGCAGUGCAGAGAGUGAUAGAGACUGCCCCAUCAUCUCCCUCAUCUCUUGAAACUCUAUCACCAAGGAGAGAUGAACUUUCUGUUCUUAAAGCAGGUUUGAGAAAAGUGAAAAGCCUCCAAGUGAGAAAAAAGGCUUGUCACAAAGAGAACAGUAAUGAUAGGUGCUGUAUCAGAAUCGAAGAUCAUGAGGACAACUACCCAUUUGAUACAGAUUCACUCGAUGAUGAUGCUGAGGGGGAAUCAGAGGAGAGCAACGGGGAUCCUAGUGCUCAGCUGUCAUUCAAUUAUGAAACAUUGGCGCAUGCAAACAAGGCUGGAGGAUCAUUUCAUUCAAUUUCUAUAACUAAUGGUGAAGAUGAGAGUUGGAUAUACUAUAACCAUUGUAAGCCGGAUAUGGGAUCUUUGUAUGUCGAAUACCCAACUGCAUCAGACCAUGAACAAUCUUCGAAACAGAGUUCAAAACUUGGAAUCUUAGCUUGGAGGAAAAGAAAACUGAGCUUUAUAUCCCCUAAGCCUAAAUCUAAAGGCGAGCCUCUCUUGAAAAAGGAUUGUGGAGAAGAGGGUGGUGACGACAUUGAUUUUGAUCGCAGGCAGCUUAGCUCCUCUGAUGAGUCCAGUUUUGGGUGGAAUAAAUCGGAAGAAGGUUCGACUACUAGUAGAUCAUCAUUCACCGAAUUUGGGGAUGACAAUUUUACUGUAGGCAGCUGGGAGACAAAAGAAGUAAUAAGCCGUGACAGGCACAUGAAGCUCCAAGCACAGGUCUUUUUCGCUUCAAUUGAUCAGAGGAGUGAGCGAGCUGCUGGUCAAAGUGCCUGUACGGCACUGGUUGCUUUCAUUGCUAAUUGGUUGCAGUCUAACCGAUAUGAAGUGCCAAUCAAGUCUGAAUUCGACUGCUUGAUCAGAGAUGGAUCUUUAGAGUGGAGAAAUCUCUGUGAGAAAGAGGACUAUAGACAACGAUUUCCCGACAAGCACUUUGACCUUGAGACAAUUCUUCAAGCUAAAAUUUGUCCUCUUUCAGUUGUCCCAGAAAAGUCCUUCAUUGGAUUCUUCCAUCCAGAAGGCCUAGAAGGAGAUUUUGACUUCCUUCAUGGCGCAAUGUCCUUUGACAGUAUUUGGCAGGAGAUUAGUCAUCAUGGGUCAGACUGGUCUAACAAUUCUGACCCUUUGGUCUACGUUGUAAGUUGGAAUGACCACUUUUUUGUCCUCAAGGUUGAACGGGAUGCCUACUAUAUCAUUGACACACUGGGAGAGAGGCUUUAUGAGGGAUGCAAUCAAGCCUAUGUCCUAAAAUUUGACAAAGAUACGACAAUCCAGAAACUACCAAAGGAAACUAAAGGAUCAGAUGAAAAAACUGUCGGCAACAAAGUGCAACCAAGCAGCUCCAAGGAAAAAACUCCAGCUGAUAGGAAUCUGCCAUCAAUUCCAAAUGAGGGAGAAAAGACUCCGAUGGAAGAAGAGAUUGUGUGUAAAGGAAAGGAGUCAUGCAAGGAAUAUAUCAAGAGUUUCUUGGCUGCAAUCCCUUUAAGGGAAUUGCAGGCUGAUAUCAAGAAGGGUUUGAUGGCAUCAACACCCCUUCACCAUCGACUUCAAAUUGAGUUCCACUACACCCAGCUAACGCUACCCGUAGAUGAAAAUUCAUCAAGAGAUGUAACUGUUUGCUGAUACACCAGCUGCAUCGGCUGUUCUCAUGUUUAAUACCCCCAAUAGAGUUGAGUUCCUACAAUCUUCUCUAAAUUUGAUUACUCUAGCCCCCUCCCCUCUGCAAUAUAUGGUUUUUUAGGAAAUAAUUAGGCUGACACAGCCAUCUAGUGAUUUGUUUUCGAGGUUCUUUGUAUAUUCCAAAUGUAGUUUUCGGACCAGGAAUGUAACUAUCUUCCUUUUUUUACGACGGAUAAUAACCAACUCCCUAUAGUAAUUUCCAUGCAUAA
Molecule: messenger RNA, 3051 nt
Organism: Populus nigra (black poplar)
Lineage: Eukaryota; Viridiplantae; Streptophyta; Magnoliopsida; Malpighiales; Salicaceae
Exons: 4
Coding region: 584-2785 (733 amino acids)
Source: RefSeq, a predicted model, not a curated record